UCAGCCCCCACCCCAGUGGCCCAGGGAAGCCGGCCAGGGUGAGACUUUGUCCUGCCACACAGGGAGCAUGCUUCCAGAUGGGUGAGGGCCUCUGUCUGGACUCUGUGCCAUGAAUCUCUUUCCUUUGCUGAGUAGAAUCCCUGCCCUUUUCUCCUUAUGUUGUCUUUGGUUCACAGCGUGGGAGCUGGACUGGCGUGCAUAGGGCUGCCUUUCCGUUCCUGCGGCCCCGUCCUCUCUGCUGCUCUCGCACCUCUGUGUCCUGGCCGGCACAGAGGGUGCACUCCGGGAGGCUGGGGUAUGCAGCCCGGUCAGGGGGCUGCAGACGGGAGACUGCGCUGUGUGUGUGGCGGGGUGAGGGGGCACUGCCUGUGCCUGGAGCGGUCUUCCGUGGAGAGCAAGGUCUCCACUGACACUUUCUCCUUAAACCAAAAGAACAUUAACUGUCCCUUGGGGAGGGCCUGGGCUACCUGUGCUCCAGCGCCUCCGGGGCCCUGCGGCUGCCUAGGGUUCUUGUGUGUUGGCCUGAUGGUGUGAGUGUCACUGCUGCCUCUGGACCCAGUUCCUCCUCAGCUUCCUGGGGCCCCUUUCACCUGUGCUGGGCUCAGAGGAGCCACACCCUUCCAUGGGACACACCAGCCUGGAGUCAGCACAGAGCCCUGAGUCCUGUGUCCCUGGCCACGGCAGGGACAUGCUGGUAUGGAAACCACGAGGCAAAUGUGUCUGCUGACCAGAGAGCUGCAGGUGCUGCCUCGGACAGGAAGCCUUGCUGUGGCCGCUGGGGCCGUGAUGCCGUGACCCGCAGAGCUGGUCCUGCCCCUGCCACCCAGACAGGUCUUCUCUCAAUGGCCUGUGGCAGCAACUUCCUCCCAGAGAGCAUAUCUGCUGGAAUCCAAUGGCUGCAGCAGGUUCCAGCAAGGUACAGGGAGAAGGAGUCCCUGUCGGCACAGAAGCAUUUUGUCACCACAGGCAGGACUGAUGCAGAGACCGAGUGCAGCCAGGAGGCUCCAGGUUCCAGGAGAAGCCUUGGGCCUCCCAGCCUGAGCAGGCUCUUGGCCAGAUCUUCAGGGGGCUGCAGGAGCAGCAUGGGCCUGUGCCAACAAAAGCCCUCACUACCUGCCUGAAUCUGCAUGGCACCGGCCAGCAGGACGCGGCUGAGGUGUUUCUGCUUCUGCUCCAGCGCCUGGGCCAGGAUGACUUGCAGGAGGUGUUCCAGAGUGAGGCGGAGAAAAUCAUCCAGUGCUGGGUGUGCGGCUACAAGGAGUGCAUCCCAUCGGGAGGCAGGAUGCUGAUCCUGCCCCCGGCUUCCCACACCCAGCUCUGUGGCUUGGAGGGGGCUGGGCAGGAACCUGGCAAGCCAGCCAAUCCAUCUAGUGGAGUUGCCCAGGGAAACAGGGAUCCUUAGAUAAAAGGCUGACUCCAGAGACAAGCCCAGAGACAAGGUGAGCCUGGAGAGUGAGGGAUGAGACAUAUCAGAGGACACUGGCAGCAACUUGAAAUGAACCAAAUUUGGGACAAAGUGAGCAUCAAAAAGAAUAAGGAAUAUUGGAUUUUAACACUGAAUUUAAAAUAUUUGUAAAUCCAAAGUAUUACUAAACAAGGAGAAUGAAGCAUCAUCUCUACAGGAAAUGAAGUGGUAAGUGGAGAAGGAAAAACCCUGAUGUAAUGCUAGCCCACCACGGUGUUCACAAGGUACCUGAACCACUGGGUAAAAGGCUUAGCAGAACACGAUGUUUGUGUGAUCACAAUGUGUCACUCCAGAUUUCUUAAAGAUUAUAAAGGGGGAAAGGUUCCUUUACAGGUGGACAUGUCUGGUGGACACCACCUGCAUCAUUUGAUCAAACAGUGUCACCAGUAAUGGGGCAAAGUGAUACUAUGUCACAUUACCUUGCUGCAUUGAAGAUUCUCUCCUUGUCUUUUGAAAGUUUAAUUAUAAUGUGUCUUGGGAUGAUCUCUUUGAGUUUUUCUUACUUGGAGUUUGUUGAGCUUCUUGGAUUUGUAGAUUCAUAUCUUGCAUUACAUUUGGAAAGUUUUCAGGCAUUAGUUCUUCAAAUAUUCUCCUUUCCCCUUCCUCUCUCACUUCUCCUUCUGGAACUCCCACAAUGCAUAUGUUUGUCCACUUGAUGGUGUCUCACUAAUCCCUUAUGCUUUGUUCACUUUUGUAGGGACCAGCCCUACAGGGUCUGUGGGUUUUUCUCUCUGUGUGUGGAGACAAGAGAUUGUAGAAAUAAAGACACAAGACAAAGAGAUAGAAGAAAAGACAGCAGGGCCUGGGGGACCACUACGACCAAGACGCAGAGACCAGUAGUGACCCCGAAUGCCAGGCUGCACUGUUAUUUAUUGGAUACAAGACAAGGGGGCAGGGUAAGGAGUGUGAGCCAUCUUCAGUGAUAGGUAAGGUCACGUGGGUUAUGUGUCCACUGGACAGGGGCCCUUCCCUGUUUGGCAGCCGAGGCAGAGAGAGAGAGAUUGAGGAGACAGCUUACGCAAUUAUUUCUGCAUUUCAGAGACUUUUAGUACUUUCACUAAUUCUGCUACUGAUAUCUAGAAGGCAGAGCCAGGUGUACAGGAUGGAACAUGAAAGGGGACCAGGAGUGUGACCGCUGAAGCACAGCAUCACAGGGAGACGGUUAGGUCUCCGGAUAACUGUGGGUGGGCCUGACUGAUGUCAGGCCCUCCACAAGAGGUGGUGGAGUAGAGUCUUCUCUAACUCCCCCAGGGAAAGGGAGACUCCCUUUCCAGGUCUGCUAAGUAGCAGGUGGUUUUCCUAGGCACUGACGCUACCACUAGACCAAGGUCCGCUAGGUAACGGGCGUCUUCCCAGAUGCUGGCGUCACCGCUAUACCAAGGAGCCCUCUAGUAGCCCUGUCUGGGCGUAACAGAAGGCUCACACUCUUGUCUUUUGGUCACUUCUCACCAUGUCUCCUCAGCUCCUAUUUCUGUAUGGCCUGGUGUUUCCUAGGUUAUGAUUGUAGAGCGAGGAUUAUUAUAAUAUUGGAAUAAAGAGUAAUUGCUACAAACUAAUGAUUAAUAAUGUUCAUUUAUAAUCAUAUCUAUGAUCUAUAUCUAGUAUAACUAUUCUGAUUUUAUAUAUUUUGUUUAUUAUACUGGAACAGCUCGUGUCCUCAGUCUCUUGCCUCGGCACCUGGGUGGCUUGCUGCUCACACACUUUUCUUUCAUUUUUUUUUCCUUUCUGAUGCUCAGACUCAAGUAAUAAAUUUCCAUCAAGUAAUAAAAUCCCAUUUUUCUAUCUUCCAGUUCACUGCUACUUCUGCCUGCUCAAAUCUGCCUUUGAAUCCCUCUAGGAAAAAUUUCCUUUCAGUUAUUAUACUAUUCAGCUCCAGAAGUGAUUUUCUUUUAGGAUUUUUAUCUUUCUUGAUAUAUCCAUUUUGUUCAUACACAGUUUAUUGAUUUUUCUCCACCUCUUCCUUUAGUUCUUUGAGCAUCUUUAAGACAGAGUUUUAAAGUAUUUAUCUGGUAGAUCUGUCAUCAGGUCUUUUGCAGGGACAGCUUUUGUUGAUUUUUUUCCCUUUGAAUGGGCCAUAGUUUUCUGUUUAUUUGUAUGCCUUGUGAUUUUGUUGUUGUUGAAAGUUGGACAUUUGAAUCUAAUAAUGUAGUAAUUCUGGAAGUUAGAUUCUCCUCCUUUAACCAGGCUUGCUGUUUUCCUUAUUGUUUUUGUUUAUUGUUUUCUUUUUUUAUUUUAUUUUUGCAGUCUGUCUCUGUGCUGAGGAACAGCUUGAGGUGUAAACUUCAGGUCUGUCCAGAGCCUGUGCCUUUCCCAUGCACACUCACUUUCUCAUUUUCCUCAUAUAUGCAGUUGCUUUUCAAUGUCCUAAUCUUUAAUAUCUGGCUCCCAAAAGGGGAAAAAUAGAAAAAUGAAAGGGAGAAGAGCUGGCCCUUUAAAUCCCCCAGAAGUCACUUCAGCCAGUUGGGGAAGGGCUUGCAAGAAUGGGGAGAGGUGCAACCACAGUGGCCAUAUACCUUUCUGUUUGCACCUCCUUGAUCAGAAUGAACAGUAAUGGACAAUCCUUCAAGUUUGGAGGACAGGGCCCUUACUGCCCACCCUGUGUCCGGCAAGCUCCAGGUUGCUCCAGGAGCACAGGCACACUCGCUGCCCCAGGGCUGAGGAUGAGGGAUGGGUAGCUGCUACUGGCUAAGAGCUGGAAUUGAUUGAAAUUAACCAUAAUUUCCAUCUGAGCCUUCCCCUGGAAGUUGCAAGCCUUUGAUAGACUCCAGAGUUCCAAACAGUCACCCAGCGCAGAUUCUGCGGUGAGGUGUCUAGGAGCGGAGUCGGCCUCUGGGUGCUUUCCGCUCUCCCAUUCUCCCAGAAGCUCUCAGUGUAGCCUCAUGUUGGAGCUAGAAUUUCUCCCAGGCAUUGUCAGGUCAAGCAAUGUUCAUUAGCUGCUUUUACUUCUUACUUCACAACUACAUUGUUCCUGUCCCAUAUUUCAAGUCAUCCAUUUUUCUUAUGGAUUUAUCAGAUACUUCUUUAUAACAUGGAAAAUGACUCUUUGUUACCAUUUCCCCGUUCUGUCAUAAAGGAGGAAGUUUAUUCAUUAGCAAAAGGUAGCAUAUUCAAUAAACAACAUUGGGACAGUCAUUUAUUACUUGGAGAAAAAGUAAGUUAGACGCUCACUUCACACCAUGUAUCAAAAGGAAAUCUAGCUAGAUUAAAGUAUGAGAUAGAUAUACAAAGAAGGGAAGAAAUCACAAAGAAAGUCAACAGGAGAGAAGCAAUGAAAAUAUUACUUUUUCUCAGAAUGAGAGAAGAGCAUUAAACAACAAAAGCAAUAGCAUCAACUGGUAUAUUUGACAAUGUAAAAGUAAGAUCACGUUGUACUCCCUGCCCUGAGAAGGGCUGGCGUGGGCGGUGGGAUAGGGGUCUGGUCACCCCACCUCCCGGGCCCUGCCUGGGCUGAGGCCCUCCCUGCCCUCUGCUGAGCAGGCCUGCUUCUCAGUCCCAGAACGCUGGAACAAACGGGCCUUUGAAACACUGACCAAAUGCCAGUGGGAGGCGGCUCAGGGUGUGGGUGACUGACCCUCGGACACAGCCGCAGGUCUCACCUCCAGCACAGCAGAGGUGUCUUUGUUUCCGGCCCCACACUUUGGAUUCUGGGUCUGCACAGGCCUGCAUGCAGUUGCAGGCAUUUGAUGAGCAGGGCAGGGUCCUGGGAUCCACCCAUCACUGGGGAGGGGGCUCCGGAAAGGACUGGGGAGGCCCGCACUGAGCCAAGCCCAGUGUCCCUGCCCUCCCAGCAUCCACCUGCCUGGGAGGAAGGCUGGUCCUGCCAAGACCCUGCCUUGGCUGUAGCCUGAAAUCCACCCUAGAGCAAGGCAUAGGCAGUGGAAAACAAGGGGUAGGAAAGGGUCCAGGGACCUGGGUGUCCACCUGUGUCAUGGCAGAUUCCCCAGAGACUCUCAGCCUCUUCACUUCUUCUAUAGGACACAGAAGUGCUGAGUUUCUCUCAAAUCCAGAAUUUUGAUGAUGAAGACAAUCGGUUCUUCUGUGAGCCCUGUAAUGCCAAGACCCCAGCCUCUGAGGAGCAGAGAGUCUACCACCUACCUCUACGCCAUGUGCUGCCACUCGGGAGACUGCAGCGGGGGCCAUUACACAGCCCUGGUCCAGCCCCCCGGCAGGGUGGAGUGGUUCCGCUUCAAUGACCAGCAGCUGCACCGUGUGAGGCUGGAAUUUCCCCUGCACCACAUGUUCGGGUCUGAGACCCCAUACCUACUGCUGUAUCGCUGUGAGGACACUGGAGACAGGAGCGUCCCCGUCUGGUCCCGUGGGUGGCAGGAGCCAGAGGCACCUGGGCCUGACAAUGGGGAUAUGAGAACCAUGACAGAUGUAGCUCUUCCGAAGGAGAAGGUGCCUUGCCCAAGAGUGGAGGGAGAGACCCUCAAGACAGACUCUGCUACAGUCUGCUGGGGAGGACACAGCCAGAGCCUCUCUCCUCUCCAGGAUGAUGAGCCCAUCUGCCAUGGACAGAGCCCUGCCAAGAAGGUCAGGGACGUGGAGCCUGGCCACGGGGACAGGGGCAGAGUCUCAGAGCACGUGGACGAGGAGGGCCCUAAAGUGCCUCCGCCAGGGGAGCAGGGGGAGGCCCUAGACCUGCCCUGCGGCCCCCAGUGUAGCCCGGAAGAGGAGCUCCCCGCUGUGGGAAUGAGGAGCUCGGCAGCUGAGGACCAAGCCCUGUCCCACCCAGUGCAGGGCCCGGCACAGCCCAGAAACACAUGCCUCCGGAGUAAAGACGGAGGAGCGGAGGCUGCCAGGGAAGGAGUCCGGCUGCCAGAGACAGAGAAGCAGAGGCCGUGACCUCCAGAGAAGGAGUGGAGGUUGCCAAAAGAAGGGAACCAGCUCCUCAGAGAUGGAGGAUUGGAGGCUGUGACCUCCAGAGAAGGAGGAGGGGAGACUGUGACUGCCAGAGAAGGGGGUUGGCUCUUCAGAGACAGAGGAGUGGAGGCUGGGACUGACUGAGAAAGAGAAGGGGAGGCUGUGGCUGCCAGAGAAGGAGAAGGGGAGGCUGCGCCUGCCAGAGAAGGAGAAGGGGAGGCUCUGGCCACCAGAGA
Pongo pygmaeus (Bornean orangutan) is the source of this 6564-nucleotide messenger RNA. RefSeq lists its product as uncharacterized. Gene Ontology annotation, molecular function: cysteine-type deubiquitinase activity. The transcript is spliced from 12 exons. The coding region runs from base 5480 to 6310 and encodes 276 amino acids. Gene Ontology annotation, biological process: protein deubiquitination. The record is from RefSeq and is a predicted model, not a curated record. NCBI's taxonomy places the organism in Eukaryota, Metazoa, Chordata, Mammalia, Primates, Hominidae.